Molecule: messenger RNA, 921 nt
Organism: Dermacentor silvarum
Lineage: Eukaryota; Metazoa; Arthropoda; Arachnida; Ixodida; Ixodidae
Product: BTB/POZ domain-containing protein 6-like
Exons: 4
Coding region: 1-921 (306 amino acids)
Biological process (GO): neurogenesis
Cellular component (GO): cytosol
Molecular function (GO): protein binding
Source: RefSeq, a predicted model, not a curated record
AUGAGGAUGUAUGCAGACGAUUGUGUAACCUACAACCCAGCUACGGGCCUGCCCAAUUGCCACAACUGCUUCUCAAGAUUGCCGAAGCGUGAAGUCCGCCAUCGCGUUAACAUCGAGGCCUUCCUGGACAACCAGGAGCUCACUGACUUCGAGUUCGUGGUGAAGUACGAGGAGGGCCCUGACGUAAUGGAGCGGCGGUUCCGUGUACACAAAACGUUCGUGGCCAUGCGAAGCGAGAUGUUCCGGGCCAUGUUCUUCAGAAUCUGCCCACUCACAGACCAGAUGAUCAUCACCGACGUACACCCAGAUGGCUUUGAGACUCUGCUCAGGUUUCUGUACUCUGCUAGGGUGAAGGCGAAGUGCUUCGAAGACGCACUACGAGCCCGGGUUGCCGCCAAGAAGUACUGCGUGCAGCAGCUUGACGAAGCCUGCAGCGCCUUAAUUCGAAUGAAUCUGAAAGCCGUCCGGCUGUGCUCGUUCAUCGACUUGUGCAUGCGCAUCCACUAUCCCUACCUGGAUGAAGCUGCGGAGACGCUCUUGAAAUCAUCCAACGCUCCCGCCGUCCUCGUCUCCAAGGGAUUCAACACGGCACUCGAGGAAACCGUGCGCUACAUCGUGGAAGAAAUCAGAGAGGUUCACGAAGAAGAAGUGGCUCAUGCCGUUUUCGGCUGGGCUCAGGAGCAGUGCGAGCGGAGCGCGCAGACCGACAGACCGCUCGAAUUGAACACGCUGAUGCGUUCCUUCUUUCCGAAGCUGCGAUUCCUGACCAUGACUGCGCAGGCAUUUCUGAAGGGCCCUGGUUCUUGGGACCUUCUGGACGACGCCGAGGUCAUCGCGGUGCUGCGAAACAUUGUCAGAUGCGGAUGGUGCCCGCUGCCUGCAGGAUUCUGUGACGUCACCCAUAACCGCUUCACUCUGUGA